UGGAAAUGGAUGAGUCAAGAACAGACCAGUUAAAAACUCGUUUCGAUGCAACCGAAAUGGAUGAGCCGUCUCCUGACAAUGCAAGUACUUGUGUAGCAGACAUUCCAACUGAAGUAGUCAUUGAGAAGGACGAUCAACCAGGGGGUCUACUUUACAACGUAUCCGACCGACCACCUAUCCUUGUAUCCAUCUUUCUGGCAUUUCAGCAAGCCCUGCUGUCUGUGUCCGCGUCCCUAGUCGUCUCCUCACUUGUUGCCGACGUUGCUUGUGCAUCCGACUUUCCGGACCUCAGGACGAACCUGCUGAGCUCGACUCUACUGAUGUCCGGGAUCACGACCGCUAUGAUGGUGACGCUCGGUAUCAGGUUGCCAUUAUUUCAAGGACCAUCUGCUGAUUAUGUUGUUCCUCUGAUGACGAUACAGCUCAUAGACAAAGAUUUCUGUAAAGUGAUUGAUACAUCUUCCGGGACGGACAUGAGUUUCCUGACGAGCGACGUUAAUGUCAACAUUACAGUCAGCGAUGAGCUUACAUUGAAGCUGCAGCUGGCAUUGACAAAACUACAAGAGUUCCAGGGCUGUCUUAUCCUGGCUGGUGUGAUUCACUUCCUUGUCGGCGCGACGGGUACGGUGGGGUUCUUGCUCCGGUUCAUUGGACCAGUCACUAUCGUACCAACCAUAUUACUCGGAGGGAUUUUUCUUUCGCGUGUAACAAGUAAAUUUGCCAUGUGCCACUGGGGAAUAGCGGGCAUCACCGCCAUCACUGCUAUCUUCAUGUCAUUGUAUAUCGGUCACAAGAAAAUGCCGCUUCCAGCUUGGUCCAAAAAGAGAGGCCUAUACAUCUACUGGUACCCUCUUCAGCAGGUGUUCUCGGUCCUGAUGGGGAUGUUGGUGGGUUGGUCAGUGUCGGCCGUGAUGACGUACACAGGGGCACUAACAGACGACCCAAGUCAGUCCGAGUUUUUCGCCAGAACAGACGCCCGGGCUGGAAUCGUUACCAACGCCUCUUGGUUCCGUAUGCCUUACCCAAAUCAAUUUGGCCAGCCAUCGUUUAACAUCGGAGUAUUCAUCGCAUUCCUCAUCGGCACCAUUUUAUCAAUUCUAGACUCGGUAGGGGAUUAUUAUGCAUGCGCACGGAUAUGUAAUGUGCCUCCUCCUCCACGACACGGAGUGAACCGUGGAAUUGCCGUAGAGGGCUUCUGUAGUGCUCUGUCAGGGGUCAUUGGGUGCGGACACGCCACUAGCACAUUUGGCGGCAACAUCGGGGCAAUUGGAAUCACAAAGGUAGCCAGUAGGGACGUGUUCCUGUUGGUGUCGCUAAUAUAUAUCGUGUUUGGAAUUUUGGGGAAGGUAUCAGCAGUCUUCAUCACUAUCCCCUAUCCCGUCCUAGGUGGCGCGAUGAUCGUCAUGUUUGGUACGUUCAAUGGCGUCGUCCUGUCUAAUCUGGCCGCUGUCUCGCUGUCAUCGACUCGUAACCUUGCUAUUAUCGGCAUUGCAAUCCUGACGGGUCUCAUGCUUCCGAAUUGGAUCGAAACUAAUCCAGAUGACAUCAACACAGGUAAUGGCUACUACAACAAUAUAGCGAAGACGUUGCUUGGUAACCCCGGCCUUUGUGGUGGUGUUGUGGCCUGUUUCUUGGACAAUACAGUGCGUGGAACGGAUAAGGAACGAGGGAUAACUGCCUGGCACAAUCCAGAAAUGUGUGACAAAAACCACGUGUACAGCGAGGGUAUGGAAGUGUACACACCCCUACUGCCCGCCUCCUGGAGGACGUGGAGGUUGAUGAAGUACAUACCCAUAUGUCUUUACCAACCACUGAAAACUUAUGACGCGUCUGAUAACCUACUGUAAACAUACCAAGGUGUCUGCACAAACCACUGAUAACCUGUUGUAAACAUACACACGUGUCUGUACAAACCACUGAUAACCUGCUGUAAACAUACCAACGUGUCUGCACAAAACACUGAUAACCUGUUGUAAACAUACACACGUGUCUGUACAAACCACUGAUAACCUGCUGUAAACAUACCAACGUGUCUGUACAAACCACUGAUAACCUGCUGUAAGUGAAAAAUGUACGUGUUCACGAUCAGUGACUCAUUCAAAGGAUCGGAGUAAAAUACUGAGGUGCAAACAAGACCAGAAUGCGAACUCGAAAUCGAUUAAACUUUGGCAAAAUGUAAACAAAGAAAAUAUUUACAUUGAGACAUUUGAAAAAUAUAUUUUUUAAAAAGUGUUCUUAAAAGGGUCUUCUUCAUCGAUGACAACAUCAAUGCUAGCUAUUGAGCAAAAUCAAAACAUCAGUUUUCAUUUCACACAAAAAAAAAUAACAUCUGCCACUAUGAGAUCAUGCAACGUGUCAAAAGUGUUCAUCGAAUACCCAACUGCGAUAUAUAAACACGGAGUAUGUUCCUAUCAAAAACGAAAAGUUAACCUUCAUGAUUGAGUAACGUUUGACUAUAAUAGGUAAGUUGAUGUCCUGAUCAGUGAUUCAUACUAGUGAUUACACUAAUAUUUAUAAUGUAAUUUGUUGGGGUUUUUUUUGAAAUCCAGACGCCUUUUUGCCUCCGUGUUUGUUCUGCAUGCUUGCUUAUAUGUGUGCUGGAGAUAAGGGUUUGUUGGUUGUAAGUACCUCCCGGGUGACUAAUAACAAGAAAUAGGAAAACAAGAACAUUGCGUCUUGUUGUACUAUAAUGACAUUCAUCUUUAUCCAUAACGGAAAUUGACUUUCAAUUGACAUGUUAUGAUUAGAGCAACAAAGUUCCGAACAUCAGAUCCUGAGUACUUGUUUGCAAAUAUGCAAUUUACCAUUUUAUUAACAGAAAGACUUCUGUGAUAUUCGACCUAAGGAGUGGUUACUGGCAACAAAAUCUAGUCUUGAAACUUUUCCAUUUUUUCCAUAUAGCUGCAUUUAGGUGUCCUCUCUAACAUAAUAGUAUGGUCACUUCCUUGACAUAAAAGGGAGGUAGCUUAAGUUUUUUUAUUUAUUUUUUCCAGUAAAUUUACUUUAUUGAUAUAAAAGGGAGGUAACUUAAUUUUUUAUUUUAAUACAUUUUUCAGUAAAUAUUUCGCAAGUAAUAGACAGAAGACAUAUUUAACCAAAAAAAUGAUGAUUAAGUUUUGAUUUUGGUAAGGUCAUCAACACAUGGAAAAACUGACAAUAAAUGGGCAAAUUUUGCAUUUUCUAACUGUAAACUGGCUAUUCCUUUGUAUACAUGUUGAACAUCUGUCAUUAAAUAUUG
This is a messenger RNA of Mizuhopecten yessoensis (Yesso scallop), 3238 nucleotides long. RefSeq names its product solute carrier family 23 member 2-like. Bases 6 to 1847 code for a protein of 613 amino acids. Gene Ontology annotation, molecular function: transmembrane transporter activity. Gene Ontology annotation, cellular component: membrane. The record is from RefSeq and is a predicted model, not a curated record. NCBI's taxonomy places the organism in Eukaryota, Metazoa, Mollusca, Bivalvia, Pectinida, Pectinidae. The transcript has 11 exons. Gene Ontology annotation, biological process: transmembrane transport.